UGUCUCCUCCGUCCGCGCGGCGUGAGCGCCGGGCUCGGGGGGCCCCCCCGGCCGCCCGCCCCCUCCCCUCCCUCCCUCCCCUCCCCUCCCCCUCCCCGGGCCCCGCGCCCCCCCCGCCCCCACCCCCCCAUGGACAUGCUGGACCCGGGUCUGGAUCCCGCUGCCUCGGCCACCGCUGCUGCCGCCGCCAGCCACGACAAGGGACCCGAGGCAGAGGAGGGCGUCGAGCUGCAGGAAGGCAGCGACGGCCCUGGGGCGGAGGAGCAGACGGCGGUGGCCAUCGCCAGCGUCCAGCAGGCGGCGUUCGGCGACCACAACAUCCAGUACCAGUUCCGCACAGAGAAUAAUGGAGGACAGGUGACAUACCGAGUAGUCCAGGUGACUGAUGGUCAGCUGGACGGCCAGGGCGACGCGGCUGGUGCCGUCAGUGUCGUGUCCACAGCUGCCUUCGCGGGAGGGCAGCAGGCUGUGACCCAGGUGGGUGUGGAUGGUGCAGCCCAGCGCCCAGGCCCCACUGCUGCCUCUGUGCCUCCAGGUCCCACAGCGCCCUUUCCCCUGGCUGUCAUCCAGAACCCGUUCAGCAAUGGCGGCAGCCCUGCGGCCGAAGCCGUCAGCGGAGAGGCUCGGUUCGCCUACUUCCCAGCCUCCAGUGUGGGAGACACCACGGCAGUGUCUGUGCAGACCACAGACCAGAGCUUGCAGGCCGGUGGCCAGUUCUAUGUCAUGAUGACUCCCCAGGAUGUGCUCCAGACGGGAACACAGAGGACGAUUGCGCCACGGACGCACCCCUACUCCCCGAAAAUCGAUGGAACCAGAACUCCCCGGGAUGAGAGGAGGAGAGCCCAGCACAAUGAAGUGGAGCGGAGGCGGAGGGACAAGAUCAACAACUGGAUCGUGCAACUUUCGAAAAUCAUUCCAGAUUGUAACGCAGACAACAGCAAGACAGGAGCGAGCAAAGGCGGGAUCCUGUCGAAGGCCUGCGAUUACAUCCGGGAGCUACGCCAGACCAACCAGCGCAUGCAAGAGACCUUCAAGGAGGCCGAGCGGCUGCAGAUGGACAACGAGCUCCUGAGGCAACAGAUCGAGGAGCUGAAGAACGAGAACGCCCUGCUUCGAGCCCAGCUGCAGCAGCACAACCUGGAGAUGGUGGGCGAGGGCACCCGGCAGUGACCCCCGCCUCACCGGCCUCGGUUGCCCCUGCCCCAGCCCUUAGCACAGAGAGGGACACAUGCCCCUCCCCCAGCUGCGUUUUUUAUAGUAGAUUUUUAACAAAAACGGGGAAAAAUAAUGCAUUUCUGUGGAUCCAUUGCCCACCACCCUCCCCAACUUGGAAAUGAUCUGCUCCCCACCCAUCCGUCUGUCCAUCUCUGUCUGUUGCCUUCUCCCAGCCCUCGCAAAGCCCGGGCACUUCUGGUGGUCUCACCUGGAGGCGAGAGGGAGGAGGCCAGAGCCCUGCCCUAGCUGCUGCCUCCUGGGUCUCCAGAGGGACCGAGACAGGGUGCUUCUGGAAAGGAGGGGAGUCUGGGGGGGCAUCCCUGGGGCUGGGCCAAAGAGGGAGGCCACAGCCCACCCCACCUCUUGUGUCUGGAUCCCUGCUCCCCUUUGGGGUCGUAGGGGGUGUGUGUGUGUGUAUGUGUGUGUGUGCGUGCGUGCGUGCGCGCGUUUUAAUUUUCUUUAUGGAAAAAAAAAUGGACAAAAAAAUAGAGAGAGAGGUAUUUAACUGCAAUAAACUGGCCGCAUGUGGCCCCCGCCUUGUC
This is a messenger RNA of Ochotona princeps (American pika), 1757 nucleotides long. It is a transcript of the gene USF2, whose product is annotated as upstream transcription factor 2, c-fos interacting. Gene Ontology annotation, molecular function: DNA-binding transcription factor activity, RNA polymerase II-specific; RNA polymerase II cis-regulatory region sequence-specific DNA binding; protein dimerization activity. The record is from RefSeq and is a predicted model, not a curated record. Lineage: Eukaryota; Metazoa; Chordata; Mammalia; Lagomorpha; Ochotonidae. The coding region runs from base 130 to 1170 and encodes 346 amino acids. The transcript is spliced from 10 exons. Gene Ontology annotation, biological process: regulation of transcription by RNA polymerase II.